CGGCCUUGCUGGCUGCAGGUUAAAGAGGUACUCCCUCCGCCUCCUCCCUCUUCCCUUCUCGUUCAUGCAAAGGAGUCUUCAGCACCCAAAUUCCCCAUCAUGGCCACCGCUGAAAGUACCGCCUCUCACCCAACAGAGGACGAGAAGAGUCUCGGGAAGGGUCCCGAUGAUUCCGUCCAACUGCUGACGGAAAUGGAAGAAAAGACCAUCAUUCGUCGGAUUGAUCUGUGCCUGCUCCCACUGAUGUUCUGUUCGUAUCUACUGCAAUACCUCGACAAGACUACGCUGUCAUAUGCCUCUAUCCUGGGACUCCUGACUGGCACGCACUUGACCACAGAUCUAUACUCCUGGACGUCCAGUGCCUUCUACUUUGGCUACCUAGUCGCAUCCUACCCGGUCUCGCUAGGGUUUGUCAAGUUCCCGAUCGGAAAAUACCUCUCCAUCAUGAUGAUUCUCUGGUCCAUAAUCCUAAUCUGCCACGCUGCGGCCUCCAACUUCGCCGGGCUGGCCGCCCUCCGAGUCCUGCUGGGCGUCUUUGAGAGCGCCAUCAGCCCCGGAUUCACCCUUAUCAUCAGUAUGUGGUACACACCAUCCGAGCACGCCCUGCGCAGCUGCGUCUGGUUCGCGGGAAACGGCGUGGCUUCGAUCUUUGGCGGUCUUCUCGCCUACGCCAUUGGACACAUUGAAGACAGCCUGGGACCAUGGCAGUGGCUCUUCAUUAUCUUCGGCCUGAUUUCUCUCGCCUGGUCCGUCUUCCUAUUCUUCACCCUCCCCGACUCCCCCCGCAACGCCAAAUUCCUGCGCCCCGAUCAGCGCGAACCCGCCUACUGCCGCGCACAAGCAUCCCAGAAGAGCUAUCAAAGCCGGGAAUGGAAAAAGGACCAGUUCAUCGAGGCGUGGAUCGACCCAAAGACUUGGUUCCUCUUCAUCUACAACUUCAUGGUCGCUCUGCCUAAUGGCGGAAUCACCAACUUCGCCAGUCUCGUCAUCGAAUCCUUCGGCUUUAACACCUUCAACACCCUCCUAUACACCAUCCCCAUGGCCGUGGUAGCCCUAGCCUUCCUCCUCGUCGCCGCCCUCACCUGCAACCGCUUCCCCGGCCUCCGCUGCUACUGGAUAAUCUUCACCCUGCUCAUCAGUCUGAUGGGCAUCCUGCUCAUGCGCCAGCUCCCCACGGAAAACAAAUGGGGUCGUCUGGUCGGCGUGUGGUUCGUCGCGGUCUUUGGCGCCGGCUGGCCCCUCAGUCUCAGUCUGAUCUCGAGUAACUUUGCCGGGUUCACGAAGAAAAGUACCGUCACGGCGCUGCUCUUCAUUGGCUACUGCGUCGGUAACAUUGCCGGGCCGCAGUUGUUUAAGACUAACGAGGCACCGAGAUAUAGUACUGCCUUUGCAGCGAUCCUGGCUUGCUUUUGCCUCGGUAUCGCCGAUGUCAUCCUUUUCCGCGUGUACAUGAUGUGGGAGAAUAAGCGGAGAGAUCGCAAACAGGGACGCACGAUCCAGCCCGAGUCGCAGGAGUUGGAGGAUGCGGUGCAGGGGUUCGCCGGGACGGGCGAUAUUUCCGACUGGCAGAAUGAGAACUAUCGGUAUUGUCUGUAGACUAUCUAUAGACUACUAGAAAAUAGAGUCUACGAUGGACGGGAUCGAUCGAGACAUGAAUAGUUAGUCGAAUUUAGAUAAGCAUAAUACAAUACCAGAG
This is a messenger RNA of Aspergillus heteromorphus CBS 117.55, 1696 nucleotides long. Its product is annotated as pantothenate transporter. Lineage: Eukaryota; Fungi; Ascomycota; Eurotiomycetes; Eurotiales; Aspergillaceae. The transcript is spliced from 5 exons. The coding region runs from base 100 to 1596 and encodes 498 amino acids. The record is from RefSeq and is a predicted model, not a curated record. Gene Ontology annotation, molecular function: dipeptide transmembrane transporter activity; allantoate transmembrane transporter activity. Gene Ontology annotation, biological process: dipeptide transport; tripeptide transport; transmembrane transport. Gene Ontology annotation, cellular component: plasma membrane.